CAUCUUCUUCCCAUCUUCAAAAGCUGAGAUGUCAACCUUGGAGCAGCAAGCUGCUAACGUCAAACUUCUACAAUGAACAAACAAACGGUUGGAACGGCACUCCUCUUUGGUUUUUGCCUCGGCUCCUGCUUGCAGUUCCCUCUACGAAAGUACUACUAUGUUAACCAGUUAGUGACCUGGCCUAAAGCUCAGCAGUUCUGCAGGGAGCAUUACACCGACCUGGCCACGUUUGAGAGCUUGGACGACAUAAAGAGGCUGCAACCUAAUAUUUCCUAUUCCUGGGCAUGGAUCGGACUCUGGGAUGAUCCGAAUGCCUGGCAAACUGCAAUGGGCAACAAGUCCAACUCCUGGAGAUGGUCUGCAACCAGAGAAACCAGUAAAACUGGUUACCGGUUGUGGGGCACUGGUGAUCCAAACUUCAAAAAUUCAGGGGAGAUGUGCGUGUCAAUGGCUAAUGCUGGGUACUGGUAUGAUGCUAACUGUGAGAUGAAACGCGAAUUUAUUUGUUACAAAGUCACAGAGCUCAAUGUGAAACAACAUGUGUUCAUCGCAACUCCGGCAACAUGGAGUGAUGCUCAGAGUUACUGCAGAACGCAUCACACCGACUUGGCAAUGAUUGAGAACGAGGCAGAAAACUCUGCAGUCAAACAGUUAAUUCCAGUUGGAGUCGAUGUUUGGAUCGGGCUGUACCGAGUGCCGUGGAGCUGGUCUGACAAGAGUCCCAGCCUCUUCCGACGAUGGGUCUCUCCUGAACCAGACAACUACGGGGGUAUUCAGAACUGUGUCUGCGAGAAUACAGCACAUAUGUGGGGUGAUGAAAAGUGUAGUGCCACCAAAGUCUUCAUUUGUGAACAAGUGGUAAAAACGAGCACCACUGUGAAAAUGACGAUGACAAGCGACGUCGAUCUGACCGAUCCAGCCGUCAACGCCCAGGUCCUCCAGCAGCUUGGUGCCUUGCUGACGAACCAGGGAUGGACUGAUUUCAAAGUGAAAUGGAAGAUUGUCUCCAAGAAAAACAAAGAAAACUGAAUGCAGCAAAUUAAUUACAUCUGCUGAUUUACAGGCCUUGUGUUUUUACCUUUUGCUCAAUCAGAUUGCAAAUUAUUGUCAUAGAAAGUAAUGGUAUCUUAGGUUUUAAAGGGGAUCUAUUACUCAAAACUCACUUUUUGUACGUCUUUAUACUUACAUUUGGGUUUCAACUGCUUCUAAAAACAGAUGAAGUACUUCAAAAGACUGUUUUGGGGAUCAAUAAAGUCUUUUUUACUGAAUUGAA
Xiphophorus hellerii (green swordtail) is the source of this 1273-nucleotide messenger RNA. RefSeq names its product putative C-type lectin domain family 20 member A. The coding region runs from base 73 to 1029 and encodes 318 amino acids. The record is from RefSeq and is a predicted model, not a curated record. Lineage: Eukaryota; Metazoa; Chordata; Actinopteri; Cyprinodontiformes; Poeciliidae. The transcript has 6 exons.